Molecule: messenger RNA, 1049 nt
Organism: Phanerochaete carnosa HHB-10118-sp
Lineage: Eukaryota; Fungi; Basidiomycota; Agaricomycetes; Polyporales; Phanerochaetaceae
Exons: 5
Coding region: 140-1027 (295 amino acids)
Biological process (GO): iron-sulfur cluster assembly; mitochondrial respiratory chain complex I assembly
Cellular component (GO): mitochondrion
Molecular function (GO): 4 iron, 4 sulfur cluster binding; ATP-dependent FeS chaperone activity; ATP binding
Source: RefSeq, a predicted model, not a curated record
AGAAAUUACUUUUCCCGGGUUUAUCGCUCAUGGCACACAUCCGCAACGCUACGGCAUGACAACCCCCUUGUGCGUUCUCGGCUCCUCUCUCGCCCUUAAUUAACUCACUCGCUUUUAGGGCUUGCCAAAACGCCCAGACAUGCCUCCUCAAAUGCCGCGUCGCAGGGUGCAGAUGCAGAAACGGCCCGUGCCGUAUGUUAAGAAAGUUAUCGUCGUUGCGAGUGGGAAGGGCGGUGUGGGUAAGAGCACAGUCGCUGUGAACCUUGCUUUUGCGCUCGCAGCGGGCCAAGGUUUCCCGCAAGGUCGGUUGCGUGUGGGUCUGCUUGACCUCGAUAUUUUCGGGCCAUCCCUACCAAAACUCAUGGGUCUCGAUGCUGCUGAGGAGUCACAUCUCACCGAAGGCGGCGCGAUCAUCCCACUGACCAAUCAUGGUAUGCCCUGCAUGUCUAUGGGCUUCUUACUGCCCCGUCCGUCUCCCAGCGCAUCGUCAAAUGUUGACACUGCGGUCGUCUGGCGCGGGCUCAUGGUCCAAAAGGCCGUACAACAGCUGCUUUUCGACGUAGACUGGCGGGACCAGCAUAGCGGGACCGCGUUGGAUGUCCUUGUGGUGGAUAUGCCGCCAGGCACAGGCGACGUACCGCUGACCCUUGGUCAGCUUGUGCAGGUCGACGGUGCCGUCAUCGUUAGCACGCCGCAAGAUGUCGCUCUCUCAGACGUGCGAAAGGGCAUUUCGAUGUUUCGCAAGAUCUCUGUUCCCGUUGCCGGCCUCCUCCUAAAUCAAUCGCAUUACACCUGCCCUUCUUGCAGUACACCACAUCACAUCUUCGGCCCACCAACAGCGUUUCGGCGCUUCGCGACCGACCUCAACGUCAAGAUCCUCGGCGAGCUGCCUGUACUGAGCAGCGUAAGCGUAAGCGGCGACCGGGGAGUCCCACUAACACUGCACGCAAAGAAUGAAGGCGAGAGAGAGUGGCGGGAUAUUAUGAAAAGAGCGGCAGACGAGGUGUGGAACAGUAUUAAUUCCUGAGUACAAAUAUACAUGAUCUGUG